ACUUGUAGAAUUUGCUCAAGGAAUGUGUCAAAAAGAGUUAAAUAUAUCUAAAAACGAUUAUCAAUUCUAAUCUUUCAAUAAUCAUAGUGAAUUAUAUAUUAUGAAGUCAUGGAUAAACACGACCACGUAAAAUUACACUUUCUAUUAGGGAAAAAAAAAUCGAGUGUAUGUACGUAAGAAUUUGUACAAAACAAUAGUAAAUUAAAAAAGAAAACUCGUGAUAAAACAAAUAACACAUAAUCAUCGAAUCUUAGAUAAAAAAAAAUUUAUAAUAAUCCAAAAUGAGUAUUUCAAAUAUUAGAAACACAUAAAUUGAUUUACCAUAUACCUUUGUCAAAAUGUUAGCUGAUCAGUUUCCAGAAGAACAGUAAAUAAAGUGGACUAAAAAUAGGAGCUUCUUCCUCAAGAAUGCCUUCUUCCUAUUAACACCCAAACUUGCUACGUCUUUUAAGGCAUGUAUAUAUAUUUAAGGAGAUUUAUCCUUAACUUUAUUUUCUCCUUCUAAUUUUAUUUCUUCAACUCCACAAAAAUAUAAUUGUACAUUAGCUAAACUCGGGGUUGAAAAUUCGAUAUCGAUAUAAUCUAAUGGAGGAGAAUCUUCCUCCAGGGUUUCGGUUUCAUCCAACGGACGAGGAGCUCAUUACAUUUUAUUUAUCAAAGAAAGUUUCUGAUUUUAGUUUUAAUUCCAAGGCUAUUGCUGAUGUUGAUCUUAACAAGUGUGAACCUUGGGACCUUCCAGGAAAAGCAUCAAUGGGAGAAAAAGAGUGGUAUUUUUUCAGCCUAAGAGAUCGAAAAUACCCAACAGGUUUAAGGACAAAUCGAGCAACAGAAGCAGGUUAUUGGAAAACCACAGGGAAGGACAAAGAAAUAUAUAGAGGAGGGGUGUUAAUUGGGAUGAAGAAGACUCUUGUAUUUUACCGUGGAAGAGCACCUAAGGGAGAGAAAACUAAUUGGGUUAUGCAUGAAUAUCGUCUCGACAAUAAGCUUUCUUUCAAACCCUCCAAGGAUGAAUGGGUGGUAUGUAGGGUUUUUCAAAAGAGUGUAGCAAUAAAAAAACCACAACCCACCUCACCUUCUAUGGUCUCACCAGACUCACCAGAUGACACCAACACAACUACAAAUGAAUUUGGAGACAUUGAACUACCAAAUCUAAACACCCUAUCAACUUCACCAAACCCUACAUUUACUUACCCUUCACUACAAAAUUACCCUAAUUGCACCCCUAAUCAUCUCAAUUUAAACCCGAACACGAAUUUAAACUUAAAUUGGGCACGAGAAAUGGCCACAACACUCCCUUCACUAUCGUCAUGGCCUUCUACCUUGCUUACUCCUAACCUAAAUAACACUGUAAAUUCCUUGUUGCUUAAGGCUCUACAAUUUCGAAACACGAGUAGUAGUGCUACUGACUACUCGUUCCUAGGCAACCAGCAAGGGUUGCCCCUAGGAACGACGAGUGAACUAUGCUCGACUUUCCAUCCUUCAUCAUCUGCUGAGACGGUGUUCCAGUCUUUACAACAACAGCAACAGAAUCAACAAAACCAGCAGCAACUCCAGCAGGAGCAACCAUUCAACUUGGACUCCAUGUGGUGAUGCAUGCAAUUAUGCACAAUACAUGAACAUAUAUAUUAUAUAUUUAUAUAUAUGAAACCGAAGCUAACAAUUUGUGACUUGUUCAUCAAUCUCCAGCUUGUUGAUAAUUGAGUUGCAUGGAAGAGAAAUAAUCAUCUAAAUUCAGAUGAUGAUGAUGUAACUUGUUAAAGUGUAAUUAUUGUGGGCAAAGCCCAAUUAUCGAUCGGGAUUAUUAUUAUUGUAAUUGUUUAUUAUUAUAGGGUUUUGUUGUUAAUAACCCUUAGAUAGUUUAUGUAUAAGUAACUAUAAAGUACGGAGUAUAUGUUUCCGUUUUCCAAAGUGGGACUAAGUUAAAAAUUUAUUACAACAAAAUCACGUGUCUGUAGAUUUAAAUCAAUAUGUAGUUAUUCAAAUUUCAAUUAUUACCCUUUUCUUCCCUGCCAAUCUCCUCCACCAACAAAAAUCACAUGCAUAUGCAUGGAAAAAGGAAUUUAUUGUUCUAGGGUUUAAGUGAUGCAAAAGUAAAGAAAUUAGUUCGCCCUGCAGGCUAUGUGACAUCGUAACAAACUUGCUACUGAUCUACUUAUUAGUUAUUAGUAUGGGAGUUUGACACCAGAGUUGUGAUCAAUUACUUUUGUUUUAUAUAGCUCAAAAUAAUUAAGAUCAUUCUUAAUAAAUUAAAUUUUCUUUAUUUCUACUUUUUUUUGUUUUUUUUUUUCGGUUGAAAGAUGAACUAGAUUAAAAGAUUAAACACACCAUACGAUCAUAAGGCCUUAUUAGCGUGAGUACAUAAUUAUUCGACACCAUACAUCAAGGUGGAUCCAAAAGUGGUGUUCUAACACCCAAACUAGAAUGUUGAUUAGUGGAGCUAAUAAGUUUCCUGCCAAAAGAAAAGUUACUGUUAGUACAUAAGUUAAGACCUGGCGCAACAGGUAAGAUAAUUACACAAAUUUUCAAAAUGCUGCUGAAGUUCCAAACAUCCCUUGUAAAGUUAUUGUUAGUGAUUCCCCAUUUCACUAAAAGCAUUGUUAGUCUGGUUGAUUCCUGUAACAGCCCUUUGACAGCCAGAUAUGAUAGUGAAUUCCUCCCAUCCUUCCCUGACGGCCCAAGAAACAGCAGCAGCUAUGGCCAUGGUCUCAGCCAUAAGAGGGGAUGUAGCUUUUGUAUGAAGAGCAAUACCCUUUACCCAAUUAUGAUGCUGGUCUCUUUAGAUACAAGCAAUACUAGUAGAGUAACCUUGGUCUUUAAAGGAAGCAUCUACUAUUAUGCUUAGAUUAGCUCCCAAGUUUACAGGGUGAGUAAAAGAAGAUAUAGCAGUGGUUGUGGGAGAAGAAGAGGGGCUAAGGAGGGAAAGCUAAGAAGCCAAGAUUUUUGCAGCAUGGAUAUGGGCAAGCACGGUGGCUGAUUUUCUAUUAAAGACCCACUCAUUCCUUCUUAGCCAAAUUCUCCAGGUGAAAAGUGAAAAGAUUUGGUUCCAAGGGAGGUUCAGGGUGCUGUGAAUUGAUGACAAGUUAAGGUUGGCACAUAGCCAAUCUACAGCAUCUGUACCUUGGCUUAUGUCAAGUGAUUGGACCAGUGCCCUGAAUUCCUUGGCUCUGUUACAAUCUCUAAGAACAUGGGAUAUGGUUUCAAGUAUACUAGGGCAAAAGCUGCAAGAUAUUGAGGUUAUAAUAUGCCUUGAAUGGAGGUGGUCUGCAGUGGGUAACUUAUUCCAUAAGCCUAACCAGAGGAAGAAUUUUACUGAAGGGGAAUCUGGAGAGUCCAAAGCUUUUUAACAUAGGUGAAAAUUGGUGAUUGUUUCCUUGCAACCAAAGCUUCAGGUAAGUUGUUCGGAAUCAAAUAAAUCCUCUUUACCUAUGGAAGAGAAAAUUUGAUCCUCCCCAUGGCAAAGCAAGACAAUGGCUUGGAUAUAGGUGUUGAUAUCUGGGGGGAAGAAUGUGUUGUAGGCUAGACUGAUUGAAACUUCCAUUGGAGAUAAUGGAAUUGAUAGUUUUUUCCUCUUCUCCUUCAUGGAGAGGCCCAUGAAUAAUGAGAGACCUUAGGCUUCCUAUACCAACCCAAUUAUCAAACCACAUGGAGCAUUGAUUUCUCUGGCCAAUAGCCCAUUGAGAAAAAGAAGUGAGAAGUUCCCACCCCUUGCCAAUGUCUUGCUAAAUGUGAUAUCCAUUUUUAAAAAGGGUAAGGGUUUGUCUGGCAUAGUACUUCUCUCUUAUCAAAGUGGCUGACAGGUUAGUAGAAUUUUGAACUCUCCAUCCUAACUUUUCCAUGAAAACUAUGUUUUGGAGAUGCGUGAGCCUAAACCCUAGGCCACCUCUCUCUUUUGGGAAACAGAGUUUAUUCCGAGCAAUUAGAGAAGUUUUCUUCUUCUCUAAGGUGGAUCUUCAAAAGAAGCUACUACAGAUUUGGUCAAUGGAGGUAGCUAUUUUCUUAGGCAACAUGAGAGUCUGCAUAGAGUAGGUUGGAAUUGAGGCAAGGGUUGAUUUGAUGAGAAUAGCCCUACCAGUUUUGGAGAGGUGCUUUGCUUUCCAGGAAUUCAGCUUAUAUUUUUAUUUUCUAGGUAAUGUGGCUGAGCUAGGAAGAAGAAGAUCUCUUAUCAGUAAGAGGAAAACCUAGGUAUAUGUCAAGGUCAGAGCUAAUACUGAUAUUGAGGGGGGAGCUGAAGAGGUCCUUGAUGUAAGAGGAAGCAUUCUUUGAGAAGUAAAGCUUGCUCUUGGUAGUAUUCACGCAUUGGCCUAAUGCAUCCCAGAAGUUGGAAAGGGUGUUUUGAACACUGGCUAGAGGUAAAUUAAGGGGAUGCUUCUCCAAAGAGGAGAAGGUCAUCGGCAAAACGCAGGUGGGAUAUGGGGGUGUUGUGUUUCUUGAUUCUAAAAGGUUUCCAAGAACCUUCAUGGCAUGCAUUCUCAAUAAGAAAAGACAAGUAGUUCAUGCAGAUGAUGAAGAUAUAGGGGGAAAGAGGGUCUCCCUACCUAAUACCCCUAGAGGCAGUGAAGUUGUCAGAGUUAACACCAUUCACUUCAACAUGGAAGGCAGGGUUAAUGAUGUAAUGCAUUAUUAUAUCAAUGGAAUCCUUAUUAAAACCAGUUCUAAGUAAGCAAAAACUGAUGAAAUCCCACGCUAACCUAUCAUAGGCCUUUUCAAGAUCAAUUUUUAUGGUGAACCAAGCCUUUUGACCAGAUAUUUUCUUCAUAAAGUGAAGGAUCCCAGAAGCAGCUAUGUAGUUGUUAUCACAUCCUCUCGCUAUCAGGAAACUACUUUGGUUUGGAGUGAUGAUUGAAUGGAGGUGGGGUCUUAUCCUAUGCACUAUAAUUUUGGUGAUGAUUUUGUAGGAGGUGUUUCAUAGGCUAAUAGGUCUGAACUACUUGAUGGAUUUAGGGUUACUGACUUUAGGAAUCAAGGUAAUGCUAGUGUUAUUUGAUCCAUCAUGGAGUUGCUUAGACAAAAAAAAAAUUGGCAAAAGGUAAGCAAAAGGGAUGGAAGCCAUCAGGCCUAGGGGCCUUGAACUUUCCCAUGGAGAAUAUAGCAUUGUGAACUUCACCAAUUCAGGGGGUUUGGACAACACUGAGAUGGGGGGAUGGGAUGUUGAUCAAUUGGAAUAAUGCAUCCUUGGCUGGUGAACAUGGUAGAGAAGUAGGAAGAGAUAUGGCCAGUUAGCUGGUGUUCAGAGAGUUCCUCUCCAGCUUAGUUUUUGAAGUUUUGGAUUUUAUUCCUCCUCUUUCUAAUUAGGACAGAAUUAUAGAAAAAGUUGGUUUUCCUAUCACCCUCAUUUAGCCAGUUUAUCCUAGAUUUGAUUGCCCAACACUACAAGAAAAAUAUCUUUUCGUAGCGAUUAUUUUAACAUUUCGUAUCGAUUGUAAUUUCUACAUAAAAAAAAUCCCAACGAAUGGUUAUUCGAUACAAUAUUCGUCGUUGCCAUAACCUUUAGUAGUGUUUUUCGCUUUCGCUGGGGUUGUCCUUAUUAAUCGAUACGGAAAACAACAUUCAAUCAUGGUGAUUAUUGUAGCGAUUAUAAUCGCUACAAAUGUUGAACUCAUUUUCUAAUAAAAAAAUAAAAAAAAUUUAAUAAUAAAUCCCUACAUAUUAUCUAUAUAAGAUUCGAACAUGCAACCUCAAGCUUUAAUAUAAAAUGUUUAUCCAAGAAGCUAUGACAUAUUUUAUGUUCUCUUUGUCAAAUAAAAUUUUAAAAUCUAGUGUAAAAAAGGUUUUUCGUAUCGAUUUUUGGGUUUUAGUGACGAUUGUAAACGAUACGCUUUUCCAUAUUUUUAUGAAUGUGCAUAAAAUGGUGAAUAAAUACUAUUAAUCUUUUCGUAUCGAUUUUAUAUGGGUUUACUAUGUCGAUUGUAAAUUGAUACGGAUUCCACUACUAUUUCACAAACAUAUGUGCAUAUUGUAGCUAAUGUAAAAUCGCUACAAAAAGACAAUUUUCUUAUAGUGCAAAAAGCAUGUUCCUCCUUGUAGGCUUUGGAAAGGUCAACACACAAGUUGUGAUCUAAGGUGUGAAAGAAUUGGUUUGCAGGGUAGUCUCAAGGGCUUUUUGAAUUCUUUCCAAUCUUUUAAGAGUGUUUCUAAUGACUUUUCUAUAGUUUGGCACAUUUUCCUUGGUCCAAAACAGGAUGGAAGGGAUGAUGGCACUUAAUUUGUCGAUCAGAUUUCCAGAGUGGGUAUUCCAGGCAAGGUCCACAAAAUUUUUUAAAUCCAGGUUGGAAGUACCACAUGGAUUCCAUCUUAAAUUCCUUAGGGAAUGAGUUAGGAGGCAUUACAGGUUUAGUAGAGAGCAAGAUGGGACAAUGGUCAGAGCUUCCCUAGGUAAGUGCAAGACAGAGGAUUGAGGGAAAGCUUGGAUCCAAUUAGAAUUGAUCCAAGCUCUAUCUAGCCUUUGCAUAUACAAUAGGUCUGAGUCUUCUUUUAUUAGACCAAGUAAACUUAUUUCCACAAAAACCAGCAUCAAUCAGGCCACAAGUUGACAUGCAUUCCAAAUACUUAUUAAUUUUCCUAAUUUUAACAGGUUACCCUCCCAACUUUUCUGAUUGGGAUGUAACUUCAUUGAAAUCACCAAUGACCACCACUAGAAUUUAUAUUAUUAACGAUAAAUUAAUAACGAUAAAAUAUUUUUUUCUCGUGAAAAGCGAUAAUUUACCAUGUUAUAACAAGAACUGUAGUGAUUGGUCGUACUUAGUUCAUUAACUAGAUAAGUGAAAAAUAAAAGUAAAUAAAAAAGGAAAAAUUGAUAAAAAUAAUCCCAACUUUUUCCCGUUCGCUAAAAAAUAAUCCCAACUUUUAAUUAUUUUUUAAUAAUUCGAACUUUUGGGGUCAUUCACUCAAAAUGCUCCUAAGUGAUUGAUUACCUGUUAAAGAGGUAAUUUUUUGUUAAGGUUUAAUUGACACGUGUCAGCACUUUAUAGGUUGAAAAAAAAAUAUUUUAAAAAAAAACACAAAAAUCCCACACCCACGCAACCCCACCGGCCACCACUACCGUUCCGGCAACCCACCUUCUUAAAUCCCAGCCCAAGUUCCCCCGUCCUCACCCCUCGUCGGAAUCGUUGUAAUUGGGUGUCGAAUCUCUGUAAUUGGUGGUGAAUUAGAUGUUGCGGGGCUGCCGGGUUGCCGCAGCUUUGGUUGCGCCAUUGCGAUGGCUGGUGGUUGUUGUUGGGGUUGUGCGGCUGUUGCGAUUUGAAGAUGGGUUGCGGGGUUGUUGUGUUGCUGCGCCAGAAGGUGAAAUGGCUGAUUUUUCAUUGGCUGGGCGGCGAUGGUGGUUGUUUGGUGGAGAUGCAGGCUGCGUUGUUGGGUGUAGGUAGGGGGUUUUGGGGUGUUUAAUUUAGUGGUUCAGGGGGUAAGGAAGGGGCGUCGCCGACACCGGUGCGGGGGAGUUAGUUCUGGGCGCCGGCGGGGAUGGUGGUGACGGGAGGGGCUGUGGCUGGCGAUGGGGAAGGUGGUCGUGGAUGGGGCUGGGUUUGUUUUUUAUUUUUUUAUUUUAAGUUUUUCUUUUUCUUUUUCUAAGCUUUUUUUUUAAAAAAAAAUUCGACCAAUUACGUGGUGACACAUGUCACCUUAACCUAUUAUAACAUGUUGGGUAAUCGGUUGGGACCAUUUUGAGCAAAUGACCCCUAAAGUUCGGAUUAUUAAAAAAUAAUUCAAAGUUGGGAUUAUUUUAAGCGAACGGGCAAAUGUUGAGAUUAUUUUUACCAAAUUUUCCAAUAAAAAAUCUUAUUGUUUGUGUCGUUAUUAAUAAAAAAUUAUUUUCAGAGAGCGGGAUUAAAGCCCGGGCAAUAAAAUUCUCAUCUUCUCUAAUUUUUCCCAGCGAGAGUUAAUUUGCAACAAUCUCUCGUAUUCUUCUUUGACCCUUCCCUCUUGUUCUUCAAUUUCUAAAGCUACCUCUCACAAGUAUUAGUUCCUAUAUUUGAAAUUCUACAGCAAAUGAAUUAUUCGCUCUAUUUAUAAGCAAUUCUUUAAGCCCGUCUACUAAUCCCAAAAACAAAAGCUAUUGAAUUAGGUUAAAUUAGGGUUUAUCAAUUUGUCGAAAAGUUCUUGGUAGUAUUCUAAAAACGCAAUUGAAGGUUAGUGUUCUCAUCCCUCUUUUUUUGUAUAAUACUUUAAUUUAGGUUUUAGGAAUCAAUUUAGGGGUUUUAUAGAAUUGUGAAUAUGUUUAUUUUCUUAUUAUUAUUGUUUUUAAUUUUCUGUUGCUUAUGUUUUUGCCUUUUAUUUUUCAAUAUGAUACUCAAAUCAAUGUUGCUAGUUAAAUUGAUAUUUUGUUGAAUUAGUCAACCCCUUUUGCUUUUUGAUUCUUUCAAUCUUUCUAAUUGAACUAUUCCAUUUGUGUUAAUUUGGUGAAUUAAUUUAUUUAUUUUUUACUUUUUCAAAGAAUUCAGGAAUUUUGUUUCGUUAAUCAGUCAAUUCAGUUGUUUGAUUUUUUUUUUUUUUUUUUGUUGGACAAAUACUGAGUAUUGUUUACAUUAUUAGGAAUUUGGGGAUAUAAAGUAAAAAAAACUACGGCUGGAUUCCUUCAUUCUGAUUAUUGUUUACACUAUAAGAAAAGUACUUUUUCGUAGUGAUUAUUUUAACAUUUCGUAUCGAUUGUAAUUGCUACAAAAAAAAUAAAAAAAAAAAAAAAAAAAAUCCCAACGAAUGGGAUAAAGCUGACGACAACCAUAGUCCAUAAAUGUAUCAUCUUAACUUCUUGAACUUUCCUGGGUCCUUGAUUUUAGCAAAAUAAAAUCAUACUAGUUUUACUAGUACAUCAAUUUGAUAAAAAUGAUCUAGUUUGGUAAUAUGCAUGCACACUUCAUGGUGCAUGGCCCCCUAAUUUACCUCGUAAAUGUGGUAGGGAAUGAAAAUUUUUAACUAAUGAUGUUUAGAAGUUUUGUUCUUAACAAAAACCAUUUCCUAGUAUGAAGAAGAGAAGGUGAGGCUCUACAUGUGACACAAAUAACAAGUUAGUUAUAAGACAAUGAGACACGAUUUUCCUAUUUUCAUGAUUGCGAUUCAUACAAAGAAAACAUAAAGACACCCUUCUAUUUUUAUUUCAGGGACGAACGAGGAGUUAAAGGAAAGGUGUGCUCCGACAAAAGGAUUGGGUUAGAAGCCUUUGAAGCAAAAGAAGAAAUUGGUGUAUUUAUAUUUUUAUCAAAUUUCUGAAUUUUUCAGUUAAGAAGAGAGGUCGUAGAUGAUACGGAGUAUCUAGGCUUCGAUUUGAUUGGAUGAUAAAGCUAAUUUGGUUUACUCUCGGUCUUCAAAUUUGGCUCAUACCCGUUUUGUUUUUUCUUUUAUUUAUUAGUCCUACUGUCCUAUAGAUAGGGUAGGUUUUAGAAUGAAAGGAUGUAAUAUUAUAAUGUUGUUGCUGGUUUUCAGCAGACUUGGAAUUCAAUUAUUAAUUCAAAAUCUUUAUUAUUAUGAUUUUUGUCUUAUUUUUAUUUAUCUUGAAUUUCAUAAUUUUAUUAAAUAUUAAUUGUAUUGAAAAUUGUUGGUAAAAAGGUUGUUAAAAGCUUUUACCAUUAACGACAAAGAAUUUGGUCGCGAAUAACCUAAUUAAAUAUUUAUUUAUUUUUACUGUUGGAUAUGUAUUAUAUGAGGGAAAAUUUGGUCGUUACUGCCUAGUUGUUUAUCGUUAAUAAAAAAUUAAUUAACGAUGAAUCAUUUAGUCAUUGUUAAUGAUUAACGACAGGAAAAUAUGUCGUCGUCAUCAUUUAACGACGAACAUCGUCGUUAAAACCAAUAACGAGGGAGCCAAUUAUAUCGAACAAACAACAAAAAUAUAUUCGUCGUUAAAAGCUUUAAAGAUGAUUAAUUGAGCUUUUAACGACGUUAAAAACCCUUUUCUAGUAGUGGA
Messenger RNA from Chenopodium quinoa (quinoa), 9889 nucleotides. Its product is annotated as NAC domain-containing protein 100-like. The transcript is spliced from 3 exons. Gene Ontology annotation, molecular function: DNA binding. The coding region runs from base 586 to 1590 and encodes 334 amino acids. Gene Ontology annotation, biological process: regulation of DNA-templated transcription. Lineage: Eukaryota; Viridiplantae; Streptophyta; Magnoliopsida; Caryophyllales; Amaranthaceae. The record is from RefSeq and is a predicted model, not a curated record.